UUGUAACUCAGAGAAUACAAAGGAACUUAUUUUGCGCAUGAGCAUGAGAUCACUUUUGGGACAGAUCCAGGACCUGGUAGUAAAGAUUAAGGGAGGAAUUAUCAGCGACAAAAUAAUUUCAGUUUAGUUUCAGAAUCCAACUGGAGACACACCCAUGACAGUAAAAACACAGAGGAAGAGGAAAGAGAAGAGAAGAGAAGAGAAAAGAAGAGGAGAGAAGAGAAGAGGAGAGAAGCAGCACUUGGUGCAAAAACCCAGAACUGCGUAAACAAGUCCAGGAAGUUAUGUGCUGAUCACAGUCUGCCUACAAGAAUACAACACUGAGACAUGGCAAAACUGAUACAUGAUCAACAAUGACAUAAGUGCUCUAGUCUUGUGCUGCCUGUGGGAUAUCCAUAAAAAUGGAAAGCAGAUCGUCAGAGAUGGAAUGGCAUGAACUGCCCUACGAGAGCUGGACAGAAUCUCACGUGAGCUCCUGGUUGAGAUGCAUUGGAAUUAAAGAAAUGUACAUUAAAAAACUGGAGGAGGAGGAGGUGACAGGACCAGUUCUCACAACUCUACAGAGGGAAUUCCUUAGCACCACUAUUGGAAUGAAAGGUGGCCAAAUAGAGCAUCUGCUGAAGAAAAGAGAUGAACUUCUAAAGACAGAACAGCAAAAAACAAAAAAUAAAAGUAGAGGUGACAAAAAAGAAGUGUUCCUUUUAGGACAAGAACCAAAACUUACUUCACAAGAACCUUGUGACAGAGUGGAGACUGGGACUAUUCCUUUAACAUGCAGUGACAAUUCAACCUCUGCAGAAGUAGCUUUGUCCUUUCUGUGACUAUCGGAAAUUUGAUCAAGAUGAAAAGGACUUCAGGUAUGUAAAGAAAAAUGUGCUUCCUCCGGAGACAGGAAUCGAAAACAUGAUUGUUCCAUGUCAUGAAUAUAAGUCACUGGAGAAUGCACACAAACUAGAAUCACAAAGGCUAAAAACAAAAGUAGCAAGUGAGGUGUUAAGAUUUGCAUGUGCAUGCAUGAAUAUGAGAGCCAAUGGGACGAUUCAUUUUGGCAUCAAUGGAUAAAGUCAGAGGCACUCACAAGCAUGGGGAAAUCAUAGGGAUACCUGUGCAAAAUCGUGAAGACUUUGUGGAUGCAUUAGACUACAUUGAAAGAUGCUUCAAAGGAUCAAAUCAACAAAGUGAUGCCAGGAAUUGCAUAAGGAAUCCCCGAUUCAUAGAGGUGCUGGACAAGGAAACUUCUGAGAAAGCCUGGGUCAUUGAAUAUGAUAUUGUCCCAAAAGCAAGCACUGUAAAAGAUAAGCUUUACUAUGUUGGUGUCCCAAAAUUUUCUGAGAAGGACAACAAAGUCAAAUGUGAAGAGAAAGUGCCCUACUACAGAGUAGGAGCUAACACACCACGCAUACCUGAUGAUGACUUUGUUCUUUUCAUUCAAGGACUGAGAGAGAAAGACCAACAGAGAGAGGAGGCAGAAUCUUCAAACAAUCAAACAACUGUGGACUUAAAAGAGGAUCAAAAAAGGAAACUUGCCAUCCUCUUAACAUGUGGAAAAACACACAUGGACAACUCUCUGUUUUACAUUGUUGUGACAAAUAAAUUUCAGACAGAGCAUCUCAACAGCAUAAGCUUCUUGGUUCCCAUGAAUCUAUUCUGUGUGUUUGAUUUUGACCCUGAUUCAAAGACAUCUGGUCUUUGUGGUCGAUAUAAAGAAGAGAAGGCUGUAAACCUUCACUUUCUUGAUGACUAUGCAAAUGACAGUGGAUUGGGAACUACUGACUUUAUAAACUCUUUGCAGCUUUUUGAGAGAACAAGUUGGAUCUUCUGCAAUGGAAGAAGUGACUUCCCUGGUGGGGAACAAACCUGUGAUGAAAAAACCUGGAUCAAAACAAGAAAAAAGAAACUGAAAAAAGCAGUAUCACUCAUCUGCAAUGAUAUCCUUCCCAGAAGAUCAUUUGUUGUCCUCUUCCUGCUCAUGUCUGAUGUUGGGCAGCCACUUGUUGAGACUUUCCAUGAAUUCUAUGCAGAGUUAAAUGGACAUGAUUUUUUGGCCGUCAUCUCUGAGUCAAGAGAAAACUACAAAAAGUGGUCAAGUCUUGCUCAGGUGUCUUGUCACAUGUCUACACUCAAAGAAAUUAGCAUUGUUGAAAUGCCACUAAGUCAUGUUGACGCCACAGUUCAAAGCACUCAGCUGUCAAAGAAUAAACCCACAAGGACAUUACCAGUCUUAAAUGGAGGACUGUGCUUCUUAAAGUCUGUUGAAGAGGCUAUGCUGGAUUCUUUGGAAAUCAUCAGUGUUGACCAGUGUGAUGACACAAAACUGGAGAUCAUCAGCAAGGAUGAAAUCCAACAAAUUGAGACCUACUUCUAUCGAGGCGGAAAGAUAGACUGGAAAAACUUCUGGCUUGCUGACAAACACAAGUGUGGGGUUAUCAUACAGAGGGAUGCCUACAAAGAAGCAAGCACAAUCCUGGACAAGAUAGCACAUCGUAGCAAUGCUAUACGUUCCAUUGAGAGUGUAAACAUAUACCAUCAACCUGGCAGUGGUGGAAGUACAGUGGCACGACAGAUCCUCUGGAGUUGGAGGACAAAAGUACGAUGUGCAGUUGUUAAACAGUGUAAGGAAAUCACAACUGUGUGUGAACAUGCAGUGAAACUGAGAGAACAUGACGAGAGAGACAAAAACAAAUGUCUGCCAGUGCUCUUGCUCUUGGAGGACCGAAAUGCAGAUUACAUAGAUGAUCUAAGACGAGAGCUUGGAAAUGUCAUUGCAACCAAAAAGAUAAGUCCCUCUGUGUUGUGCUUUAUCCUGCUCAUCUGCAACAGGUCAAAUGAUCCAGAGAGUAGGUGCAGAGCAUCACCAUCUCAAACAGUAGCAGUCACACAUAGGCUGUCAGAUGCAGAGAAACCUUUGUUCUCAGAGAAGCUUGAGCAACUUAAACUGCAGUUUGAACACUUUGAACCAGACUUCAUCCUAACAUUUGUUCUGAUGAGUAAAGGGUUUGAACAAAGUUACAUUGAGGACUUUGUGAAAAAUCUUCUAGAUAAAAUUGAUCAUUCAUCACUUCCCACUCGUCUCAUCAGAUUUGUGGCUCUCUUGAAUUCCUAUGUUGAGGACUCAUACAUAUCUGUGUCACACUGUGAAGCAUCUCUUGGCAUAACUACCUACGUGGAUAAAACUCAGUACCAUGCAUUUGUGGAUCAUCUCAGUGAAGGUGCAAGGCUUCUUUUCAUCCACCUUAAGGAAGGUUCAACACACAUCUCAUCGAUACGGAUUAUUCAUACACUGGUGGCAAAGGAAAUUCUGAGUCAGUUGUCUGUAAAUUUGCCCCAGAGUGAUAUUGCCAUGGAUCUUAUCAAUGACAAGGUACUCAUCAAUCAUAGAUUUGACAGAGAUGAGUUCCUUAAGUUCAUCAGAGCUCUUUUCAUUAGACGGCACAAAAAGAGCAGAGGAGAUCCUAAAGACACAACUUUCUCACCCCUUAUUGAGCAUGUCAGCACAGAAAGAGGUGGCGUUCAGAAAGCUGUUGAUCUCAUGAAAGCAGCUUACAUAGCUUUGGGAAAAGAUGCAUAUGUGGCACAACAGCUUGCCCGGCUGCUUUACACACAUUUGAGAUUUGAAGAGGCCCUAGAAUGGGCAGAGGAAGCAAAAUCUCUGCUUCCAAAUGAUACAUUUGUCCUCGACACAUUGGGACAAGUUUACAAGAAGUGGUUUUACCACUUGUAUGACACCCUUGAGGAAAAAGAGCCAACUCCUGAAAGGGGAAUUGAAAUCAUAAGCACCUGCACUCAAAGGAAUUUCUGCUUUCCGGGCAUCUGAGAAAACACCAAAGAAAGAGACUGUCAGCCUUAACAGCUCAUACUACGGGGAAGUGGAUGUUGGCUGCAGGCUGCUAAACUUUCUGUCAGGAGUAAAUGUUUUUUCAAAUGAUACUGGAAAAUCAGAGUUGAUGCC
This is a messenger RNA of Lates calcarifer (barramundi perch), 3949 nucleotides long. Its product is annotated as sterile alpha motif domain-containing protein 9-like. Bases 1031 to 3814 code for a protein of 927 amino acids. Gene Ontology annotation, cellular component: cytoplasm. NCBI's taxonomy places the organism in Eukaryota, Metazoa, Chordata, Actinopteri, Centropomidae. The record is from RefSeq and is a predicted model, not a curated record. The transcript is spliced from 4 exons. Gene Ontology annotation, molecular function: protein binding.